GCCCGACCGUAAAGCGCCCGGCUGUGUCGUGAAAGGAGCCGCAACGCGCAGAGCGCUGGUUGACGGCCGCGACUCCAUUUUGUUCGCCGCUUCUGAGCUCCAGACGCAGCGCCCGCGCUUCCGAAGCAGCAGCAGAAGAUGCGGCCCCUGGACAUCGUCGAGCUGGCGGAGCCCGAGGAGGUGGAGGUGCUGGAGCCCGAGGAGGACUUCGAGCAGUUCCUGCUGCCCGUCAUCAGCGAGAUGCGCGAGGACAUCGCGUCGCUCACCCGCGAGCGCGGGCGCGCGCACCUGCGGAAUCGGAGCAAGCUGUGGGAGAUGGACAAUAUGCUCAUCCAGAUCAAGACGCAGGUGGAGGCCUCGGAGGAGAGCGCCCUGAAUCAUCUUCAGAACCCCAGCGAGGGGGUCGAGGGCAGGGUGGCCAAGAGGUGCGAGAAGGCCGAGGAGAAGGCGAAGGAGAUCGCGAAGAUGGCAGAGAUGCUGGUCGAGCUGGUCCGGCGGAUAGAGAGAAGCGAGUCGUCCUGAGGCGGCGUCGGCGGUUUACAGCCAAUGGAUUUUGGUCGACUGAUGGAGAUUGGCUGACACCCUGGAGAAGCUGAAACCAGAGAGCCUUUUGUUUUCUCUUUUUUCCUCUGUCUAUAUUCUGUCCUCACUUACACUACGUUUCUGCUAUGGUCUGUGGUUGAUGACCUCAAUAUGAGUUUUGAUUGUUAAAUGUUUUUGUUUGGAGAAGUAACUUUUGUUUGGAAUAAUGCUCUCACAUACAGGAAUUAGAGCCUAGAUUGUAAGCUCUUGUAGCAGUCACAUUUGUUCUUGGGCUUUGGUUGUUAUUUCUAAAUUUUGAGGUGCUUUGCUCUUUCUUGUGUGACCUGAUAGCUCCCUGGAACUUUGGGUCUGUGUGCGACACGAGACUCAAGAGUUGGAGUUCUCCAGCUCUGGAGGUGCUGAAGGAGCUGCAUUGAUUCUAGAAGACAACUCCAUGCAGCAGCUGCUGAAGAAAGGACCAGACUUCAACUGGAAAUGUGGAUGGGGCUGCUCUGGCGAGGCCUAAUGAAUCUGGAGACGGGGUGGAAGAUAGUGUGUCUGUAUUUGGGGACUUUAAUUUCUAUGUGAGACCAAAGGAGGAGAGAUGUAUUUUGUUCAAAAUUUAGAUUCUGUGUGGUACACUAUCUGAUGUAACCUGUCUGAUGAGUUUAUUUGGACAACCUAACUCAUCUUUAUCUGACAUGGAACCUAGAAUAGAGGAUGAGAUCUUGAUAUUCUGUACAAGUUGAUGUAAUACCCUGAUUCAUUUCAAGGGAUUCUGGGCAUAAAAUGGAAGAGAUGUUUGCAAAAGCCCUUGAGGGGAUAGGGGCGGAAAGCAUGGAAUCGUCUGCAUUGGACCCUAAACUGGACUGGGAAGAGGCAUCUUCAAGGUUCAUACGUUGUCCAGCUAUAAGUUCAUUUGAGUAGCAGACCUGACAAGUAUUUGAGGUCAAAACCCUACCAUGUUUAAAAAAAAAAAAAACUUACCAUGUUAAUAAAGGUAUUCAUUUGCUUGAAAA
Lemur catta (Ring-tailed lemur) is the source of this 1541-nucleotide messenger RNA. It is a transcript of the gene MRFAP1, whose product is annotated as Morf4 family associated protein 1. The transcript is spliced from 3 exons. The record is from RefSeq and is a predicted model, not a curated record. The coding region runs from base 139 to 522 and encodes 127 amino acids. Lineage: Eukaryota; Metazoa; Chordata; Mammalia; Primates; Lemuridae.